Messenger RNA from Colletotrichum paranaense, 255 nucleotides. RefSeq lists its product as uncharacterized. Lineage: Eukaryota; Fungi; Ascomycota; Sordariomycetes; Glomerellales; Glomerellaceae. The annotation marks the transcript as partial. The record is from RefSeq and is a predicted model, not a curated record. The transcript has a single exon.
AUUUAUUUUUGUGUUCUGCCUUUGCUAGCUACUCGGGCGAUUCUCAGUAUCGUUUACACAGUAUUAAUACACAGUAUCAGUACAUACUCUCACUAUCUCGAUAGACUAUUUUUUUUUAGAUUUUCCACCUUUCCAACUUUCCCUCCUACAAAGUUCAAGAUCAUUGACGGCGAUGCUAGGCGCCCGACGCCACCAUUAAAAACCUCUAUAUUAUUAUUAAAAUUUAAAACCUUUAUAGUUAACGGCUAUUUCUAA